AUGGCCACGGUGACGACGUGUAAACAAACGUCUCGUUCCCUGAAGGAGACGGCGAACAAGGACAACGUGUCUGUGCAGGGCACAGACACCGCGAAGAAGAACUACAACAAUGUGACUGUGCCGGACACAGUCAUCGCGGAAGACAACGACACGUCUGUGCGGGCCACAGACAGCGCGCAGAUCAGACCUGCAGCAGAGGAAGUCGUGUUGAAUAAGCCAUUUACACACAAGCACUGGACUUUGUCAAGCGCCGACAAACCGUCAUACGGUUUGUGUUUGUCCAGGACGCGGUAG
Messenger RNA from Phytophthora nicotianae INRA-310, 294 nucleotides. RefSeq lists its product as hypothetical. NCBI's taxonomy places the organism in Eukaryota, Oomycota, Peronosporomycetes, Peronosporales, Peronosporaceae. The transcript is spliced from 2 exons. The coding region runs from base 1 to 294 and encodes 97 amino acids. The record is from RefSeq and is a predicted model, not a curated record.